This is a messenger RNA of Helicoverpa zea (corn earworm), 2219 nucleotides long. RefSeq lists its product as uncharacterized. The transcript is spliced from 2 exons. NCBI's taxonomy places the organism in Eukaryota, Metazoa, Arthropoda, Insecta, Lepidoptera, Noctuidae. The coding region runs from base 481 to 1632 and encodes 383 amino acids. The record is from RefSeq and is a predicted model, not a curated record.
UAACUUAUCUACUAUGAACUGGCCCAAAAGCUCCGUGCAAAAUAAAAAUAGGACGUACCAACUAGACCUAGAUACGUUACUAUCGAUAGAAUACGUCUGUGCACGAAUUACGAUAACGUAUGGUUUAAUCCGCUACACACAUCCGACUGCGAACCGUCGCGCGUCGAGACGAUACAAUGACUGGCUUAAUAGCGAGGCGAGGUGCGUCGAUGGCGGGGGAGGUGCUCCCGCGCCUCAUACCCCGACUGCACUUAUAGCCUUAAUAGACGUUCGAAUAUGGUGCGUUCGAACCGACGGACCGGACGGUGCGCUCGACACGCCACACCACCGCACCGCGUCAAAGACGGUCCAGUGCUUUCCGUGCAGUAGUGAUCACGUCGACAUGCCUCCAACGUUAACCAAACAAGCCAAAAUCGCGUUAGUUGCGGCAACCGUUGUAGCUAUUACACCUAUCAAAAAGGAGAGAAAAAAAAGAAAAGAAUGGGCAAAAUUCUAUUUAAAAGACAGAGAGUCAUACAGUCAUAUGCGACUUAUAAAAACCUUGAUGAUGAAGAUUUUCGUAUAUAUCUUCGCAUGAGUUCCGAUUCAUUUGGUGAAUUGCUUGAACUUGUGAAACCAUAUAUAACUAAAACCAAUACAGUUAUGAGAAAAGCUGUGACAGCUGAAGAGAGAUUAGUGGCAACAUUAAAAUAUCUCGCGUCAGGGAGAGAAUUCAGAGAACUCAAAUUCGGUACAAGUAUAUCAUCGCAACUAUUGUCCGACAUAAUACCAGAGACUUGUGAAGCAAUCUGUAAAGUGCUUAAAAAUUAUAUAAAGGUUCCUGAAACAGAAAGUGAAUGGUUAAAAAUAGCAAAAGACUUUGAACAAAAAUGGCAUUUUAAUCAUUGUGUGGGUGCAAUUGAUGGAAAGCAUAUUCUUAUCGAAAAGCCACCGGACUCUGGUUCAACAAAUUAUAAUUACAAGGGAACAUUUAGCAUAGUUUUGCUUGGCAUUGUUAAUGCCAAUUACGAAUUUAUUUACGUAAACGCAGGUAUAAAUGGGAGUAUUUCUGAUGGUGGAGUAUUUAAUCAUACAUCGUUUCAUGAAAAGUUGUUGUCUGAUCAACUGAAUUUACCACGACCAUCUGUCUUGCCGUCAUCAGAUGUAGUUGCUCCAUAUUGUUUAGUUGCAGACAGUGCAUUUGCCAUGAAUGAAAAUCUUAUAAAGCCAUAUCCACAGAAAAACCUGACACAUGAUAAAAGAAUAUACAACUAUAGACUUUCCAGGGCUAGGAGAAUUGUUGAAAAUACAUUCGGUAUAUUAGCUGAACGCUUUAGGGUAUUCAAAAAACCCAUCACUAUUAAUGUUAAAAAUGUACCAAUAAUAGUAAUGGCUUCAUGUUUCCUGCACAAUUUUCUGCUAAAAAAGUCUGCAAAGUACGUCACGAGGAAUUGUGUCGAUCAGGAAGAUACUACAAAUAAUACUUUUCGAUCAGGAGAUUGGCGGAAAAAUGACAUCUCAGUAAAUCUCAAUAGAACAGAUAGACAACGUACCGCAGAUGGUAAUGCGGUUAGACAGAUAUUUACAGAAUAUUUUAACAAUCAAGGCCGUGUUGAUUUUCAGGAAAGAAUGAUUAACGUACUAAAUAUUUAAGUACUUACUUGGCUAUCGAUUCCCUCUGAUAUCGGAAUUGUUUUCUCGUGAAGAAAAGUUAAAUACGGAUAGUACCAUAGUGAAGGAGUGUGUACGUCUUUCGACCCAGCACCAGUUGAUUUGCUGGCUUCCACCUGCAAAUAAUUAUACACUGUAAUAUUUAUGAUAAAAAAGCAAAUAGGUAGUCUAUUGCAUUGAUGUUGUAAUUUGAAAAUUUGGUGUAAAACAUGGACUAAGACAGGGUGUGUCGUAAAUAGUGGUGCAACGUUGAGGAGUCGAUAGAAGAGACCUGUGCCUUUCCCCAAAAAAUAUGAAAAGUCCUCACAAUUUUAUUUUUUCAGUUUAUAUGAAAAUAUUCUGAAAUUCUAAGAAUUUUUCAUACAAGCUUCAAAAAACUUUUGGUGAAGAUUUUUUUAUAUUUUUUGGAGAAAGGCAAAGGUCUCUACUAUCGACUCCUCAACGUUGGACCACUAUUUACGACACACCUGUAUAUCUCUGUAAUAUUAUAUUGUUUUCGGAAUGAAAAGCAUGUAAGGAACUGGAUUAGUUAAUUUUAUUUAGGUAUCACAAAUAAAAUAUUAAUUUUA